GACAAUUUAUUGAUCUCGCAUUUUUAUUUUUCAGAUGGAGAAUUCGACUUUUUCAAUCAUAAGAUCUCAGAACUAGAGGACAGUUGGAUGGGGUUUUUUAGUACGCGUUUCUAUUGUUUAAUUUAUCUUUGGGGUAGUUUUUAAUAUUAUUGUCAGUGAACGAUGAUCUGCAUUUUUGAAUUGUUUUUUUUUUGGGAAUUGACUUUUUACUUUUUUGCUUUGUUUCUCCAUUAUGUAUGUGACGAAUAUGGUUAGUUAUAGGGGUGGUAAUCGGUCGGUAACCGGUUUAACCGGUUACUGUUUGACCGGUUACCAGUAUACCGGAUCUCCUAUUGCCGUUGCCGUGUACCUCCACCGAUUUAUUUCGGUACACCGUUUACCGAAUGGGACGGUUACGGUAUUUGCACCGGUUUCCCGUUUAACCGAAAGUGCCUUUGGCUGCGGAAAUUUUGUGCUACGGUGCGGCAAGACUGUCCCCUGCUUUUCGAUGGGGUACUGGGGUUACUGACAGAGAAACAAUUUUGCCGACUGUGUACUGUCUUCCUUUAUUUUUCUUAUUUGGGGAAUUGGGUCCAACCGGCCACCUCUCCCUCUCUCACAAGAAAAUGGCAAACAAAAUUAUAAAGGAACCAAACUAGAAAGAAAUCACAGAAUCACAUGGUUCUGCUUCCAACGUGGCAAUGUGUCCAUCUCUCUUGAUAGGAAAAUGCCAAAAAGUGAAAAAGAUAAAGGACCAGAGCACCAAACAAAGAAAUCAAACGAAUCAUCAAUCAAGCUAGGUAAAAGUUACUAGCUAUAAUUCCAAACGAAUCACAAUUCACAAAUCGACGAUGAGACUUAAGACGAACUGGAACUGCUGUCUAUUCUAUUGGGCGUGGGGUCGAGGGAAUAAGUUCCGACGGGACGGAGAUGGGAACAGGGCAACGGCGAGGCCUUGAUGGAAACAGAGCUUGGCGGAGAGAAUGAUGCACCCUGGGCUGUUGGGUCGUGUUUCUUGGAUGCAGCUUGCGCCGGCGACGGGGGACGACGAAGAUACCGCUAGUUUUGAUCGGCGGCGUUAGAUUGGCGUGACUCGUCGAGCGGCCGGCAGGGGACACGGGAGAGAGAUGGCUUGAUUUACUUUAGUUUUCUAAUUCCUAAUUACCACUAGGAUUAGCCGACUAGGUUAAUUACUUAGGUGCUAGGGCGGCCGACGUUUGGUUGAUUGAUGGCUUGAUGUCUUUUCCAUUCGGAUCGGAAUACCGGUAUGCCGACGGUGUUUUACCGUCCUUAUCUCGGUAUACCGCCAGCUUAAUUUCCAUGGCCGAAUACCGUUUGGAACGGUUAACGGUUUAACCGGUAACCGCGGUUAUCGGUACGGUUACCGGUUAAACCGUUAACCGUAAUACCGUUUACCAGCCCUAGUUAGUUAUUUAACCAGAAUGUUAAUAGUUGUUGGAAAUCAUUCACGUGUCUUCAAAAGUAAUGUGUUGAUGUGCGCACGAUUAUCUUCACUAUGAAUUGAGCUUGAUGUUAGUAUUCUGUAACUUUUUCUAAUUUUGAUUGCCAAAUUCAAGAGUUUUUUUUUUUGGAUUUAUUUUGAUAACUUGACUCUAUUUAUAAUAAAAAUAAGAGCUCGCUUGGAUAAUUGGAUUAUAUUUUAUUGGAUUGUAAACAAUCGAAAGGUUCUGCUUCUUCGAAUUAUAAAAUAUACCUUUUAAAAAUUUCACUGUUUGUUAACCGUGAUUGUUAACAUAUAGAAAAAAUAAUUCUAUUUUUUGCAUAUGAUGUAGUCUUAACCAACAAAAUUACAGUGAUUAAAAAAAUUGAGAACUAAUAAGUAAUAAUAUUCGGUGGGACAAAUAUAAAAAGAUAUAAAGAAGGAGGAACAAAAAAUCUCGCAAACCAAUUUAUAGAAUCUCUCUAAGUAUAAAAGAUAUAUGUCUAUAAAUUUUGGAUUUCGAAAUAUCUGAUGCUAAAAUCCACUCUAUAACAGGAAAAAAUAAGUUAUGAUAAAUCUAUCGAUUUAAUUAACCUGUACUCACAAAUCUUGUCUCCAAACGAACCCUACAAGCAACUUUCCAAAUUUGUUUUGAUAAUAUGUAUUAUUUUUAAAAUACAUAUUAAAGCAAACAAAGCCUAAUCAUAAGAUAAAAUCAUAAAUUACUUAGUAUUUAUUGAGAACUUAAAAAAUUUCUUGAUAAAUUAUGAGUCAUGUACUUAGUAUGUUAUAUUAGCAGUAAUUAUUUGAUCCCCGAGUAAAUAAUCUAUACAGACCACACAUACUAUUCUUUAUUAAGGGGAGGUGAAGGAAAAUUAGGAGGGGAGGGGAGAUUUGGAGGUGAAGGAAAUUGGAAGGAAAGUGUUGUUUUAUGGAGGAAAGUAGGAAGUAAAGUGUGUUUUGGGAAGUGUGAUCAAUAUGUUAUUAUUAGUUAUGUAAAUAGAGACUUUGUUUAUUUAAAAAUCGUGAUUUAACCACAUCAAUCAUUUAAAAUAGAGACUUUAUAAUAAUUGAUCAAGGAUUCUAAAUCAAUUAAAAAUCAUUCAACUUAUUAAAAUUUUGUUUGCUAUUUUGUUGAUUUAUCAACAUAGCAACUAAGAACAUAAACAAAUAUGACAUCCACUUUGAAAUCGAAAAAUUAAACUCGAAAUUUAGCUAGACCGUUAAUAUUGACAGGCAUUAGUCUCUUUUGUCUACGACGCAACAUAUAAUUCUAAAGUGGCUUCGACGUGACUUCCACAUCAUACAACAAUAAAUAGAAUUUAGCACUAUAUUUGACCACAAAUCAACAAGCUAACUAAAGUAGACUCCUAAUUAGACUUACUAAGCCCACACAAUUACUACCCACGUAAGCUAAUAACCCACUAACCUACUAAACCCUAGACUAAUUAACUCAUUGACACAAAUACAUAUACUAACCCCAAAACCCAACAUUUAUCUCAUCAUGUUGAGAAGAAGUUUUUCUGGUUCUCUAUCAUAAUUCCUAGGGAGAAGAAAAAAGAAGAUACAGAAAAGUAAAGAGUGAGGUAAGAGAUGGCAAAUAAAAUAAAUGAAAAUGUAGAUAGUGGGAAGUUUCUCUCGGUUUUGGGGGGUGAGUUCAAGAGUAACCUUUUCCUUUCUUUUCCUUCACCUUAUCACUGUUACAAAACUAAAAAAUAGGGAAAAGUGCAUUGGUUCUGUUACUUUCCACUCAUUUAUUUCCCUCCCCUCCUUUUCCUUCUCAUAAAAACAUAGUGUAAAGGUUCUCUUUGUUGUGUCCAAUUGCUGCGUUUGGUUGUUGGCAGUGAAAGUUUUGCAAUUGCAGUUUUUUUGAAGAAUUUGAAAGAAUCAAAUGUUAAUGUUGUUUUGAAACUACGUUUCCUGCAUGAUUGGAAUUCUAUUAAUUUGGUUGUUUCGAGUACGGUUUAUGAUCAUAGAAGCUUGUGGGUGGAUGAAAAAGUAUGUCGUUAUUAUCUUAUUUUUUAAGUUUUUUUUUGUUUUCAAUUGAUUAUUUUAAUUCUAAGGGUUUGUCUCUUGUGUGCAUGUUUUUUUCAGGGUACGCUCGUCCAAUGUGUUGCUGGACCUGAUUUGACUGAUGUGAUUAGAGCUGUUGUUUGUAAGGGCAACGUUUAUAAUGUUCGUAAUUUUUCUAUUAUUCCUCCAAGAACGAUGUACAAUGGUUGUUCUGGUAACUGGUGUGUGGAGUUUGAUCGGAAUACAAUUUUCGAAGAAGAAUCUGAUGUUGCUCCAACUUUCUGUUUGGAAAAGUUUGAGUUUGUUGAUUUUGAGGAGCUUCGAUCUCGCGUUUCUAAUAAUUUUGUCUUGGCCGAUGUUAGUGGUCGACUUGAGUCCAUUGGAGAAAUCGACCAUGUAUCUACAAAACAUGGAUUGACCGUCAAGCAAAAUGCUGUGUUGGAGAAUGAGAGAGGGUUCUCUAUCUCUGUUACUAUAUGGGGUGCGUUCGCUGGUCAGCUGAAUGCUACUCAUUUGAGUCAGGGCGGGAAUGCAACACCUGUAAUUGUUGCCUUUUCUGGGAUGACUGUCAGUGAAUAUCGAGCUGAAACGUACCUCUCGGCUCCUGGUACAUCCAGUUCGAAUAACGAGGUUGCGGUUGCAGGACAUGUGAAUUUAACUAGCAGUAGUUCUAAUCUUGUGGCGAAAGGAAAAGAGGUUGAUACGGUUGAUGUGGAGUGUGUGUGGAAGACGGGAAUGUCUUGGGUACUGGUGUACUUGAUGUUUCUACUUGCAAGCUUGUUAUUGUGUUUGGAAAUGAAGAUUCUUUGACUCCUAUCAUACGUGAACAGGCUGAGCUAGCUGCCAUUUCUGUACGUACUGGAUAUUUCGUCACGUGCAAGUGUACUAUAAAUACAACUACCCGCAUUUGAGUGAGUGUUUUUAGGUUUGCCCGUUCCUAUAUUAUAUUUGAUAGAAUUUUUCCUUCAUUUAUGUGUAUCUAUGUUUUAGACCUGGGACAAAGGUCGACAAGUCUGCACUACAGACUAUAUCACUUUGGAUAAUACAGAGUCUUGUGAAGA
Messenger RNA from Linum trigynum, 4494 nucleotides. NCBI's taxonomy places the organism in Eukaryota, Viridiplantae, Streptophyta, Magnoliopsida, Malpighiales, Linaceae. The record is from the annotation of a GenBank genome assembly.